This is a messenger RNA of Haliotis rubra (blacklip abalone), 3045 nucleotides long. Its product is annotated as outer dynein arm-docking complex subunit 3-like. Gene Ontology annotation, biological process: outer dynein arm assembly; cilium movement. The record is from RefSeq and is a predicted model, not a curated record. Gene Ontology annotation, cellular component: cilium. Lineage: Eukaryota; Metazoa; Mollusca; Gastropoda; Lepetellida; Haliotidae.
CCUUGGCAACGUUUGGUUACAGCAUCGUCCAUGUUGUUAAUAGUUGCUCAAGUCUGAUAAACAGAGGGUGUUCAGAACAGGAAUCAUUUGAGGAAAUACCUCGUAACUAACAGCUGUCAAGAUGCCUGGGGGUGCCGCAUUAGCACAGCGUCCUAUAACUGAACAGAUUGAAGAACUAAAGGCUAAACUCGCCUUGUUGGAGGGUGACCGAAAGGCUUACUAUGAAUCCUCACAGUAUUGUAUGAAACAGAAUCGAGAUAAUAUUACAAAUCUCCGAAAAGAAACAACAGAGCUGAGAAAGAGACGAAGCGACAAACUCAAGCAAGAUGAACAUGUUAUCGACAGAGCCCUCAAUGACAAACCCGUCAUGAGAGCCGCCCUGUCUGGCAGGACAGGCAGGGAGGCCAUCAUAAUUUAUGACCACAAAGUAUCCGAUUCGAUGAAGCAGCUCAAUGCUCUGCGGCACCAAACAGCUCAGAAGCAGAAGAGACUGGAGGAAGCACAGACCCAGUACAACAUCCUUGUGAAAGACUCCUCUGAUGCUGUUGCCACAGACAAGGGAGAUUCCCAUGAAGCCCAGACAAUGCGCUACCUGGAAAACGCCUAUGACAAAAUAAUCAUGAAGUGUGAAGAGGCAAAACAAGUCAGGAGAGUCUACUUUGAGAUCAAAUCCAAGUUUGCUGAGGAGGCCCAGACAUACCCAACACGACUGGACCUGAUGGAGCAAGAGAUUGCCAAGACAAAGGCAGAGCUGAAGGACCUCAAGGCCAUGGAAAAUGAUGCUGAGAGAGCUAAACAGUCAGCUCAGGCUGAGCUGAAGAAACAGGAGAAUAUUGUGUAUGGUGAGAGGAAGAAGAGGGAGAUUGAACUUCAAAAGAUGAAGAAGGAGGCUGAGGAGAAGAAGAUGCAACACGAGAGAAUAGAGAAAAGACUGGCACAGCGUGGGUCAGUACAGGGAGAUGAGCUGACAGGCACAGAGAAGACUGCUUUGACUGGGGAGGAGCAUCAGCAGAAGAUCACCACAUACGAGGAGGCCUUCAGACGCAUCAAGGAGGCCACUGGGGUAUCUGAUACUAUGGAGGUGGUUGAGCGCUUCCAGAGUCAAGGCCACACCACUCAGCAUUUGGAGGAUCUCAAGAAGGACAAUGAGAAGACCAUCAUCUAUAUCCGUGAUGACAAGGAAAAACUCAAGCAGGAAUUUGAGGAGAUGAAGUAUUCAGGAGAGGCCAAACUCUCAAGUGGGCAGGCUGUUCUGGAGGAGUUCGAAGCUCACCUUUCCAAAGAGGAGAACCGUCGUGAUGAUGGCGAUGAGAACUUGCAGAGGGCUAGCAAGAUCCUGGUGCAGGUCAAGGCUGGCGUGGAGCAUCUGGCUGACAAACUACACCACCUGAAGGCUAGUAAAGGUCACGUGCCAACAGCCCAGAUCAAUGCCUCGUCAGAUGAGUAUGUGUUGGAUCAGUUGUCGACUUCAGAAGAGAAGCUGCUCAAACUCCUAGAGGAGCUGGAUGGUAAAGAUUUGAAUGAAACCCUGAAACAGAUGGAGGAGGAGGAGUUCCAUGCAAGCAUAGAAGGGACGCUACCCACAUACAACACGAGGAUCAGACUGCCCCAAACACAAAGAGAUCUUGUUUAUGAAGAUGAUGAAGACAGUGGUGAAGAUGACGGAGAUGUUCCAUCUCGAUCCGCAAUCAAGAAACAGUCGCAGUCCAUCAUUGAUUCAAAAACAAAAAGACGCAUUUCUAAGAAAAAGAAGAAGACAAAAUAAAUGACAAAGUGACUGGAGUUUCCACACAAAGACUAUGCUUCUUGUGCAUAAAGAAAUAUCUGUACAUAUGUAUGUCGUGGCAAUUUUGUAGGAGAAUGUAUUCAUGUUUAUUUAUUGGACAUUUUGUUUACUAAUAAUCAUAUAUUUAAAUAUGUUAUACACAAUUUUUCUAAUGUUUCCAUUUAUUCAGUAUUCCGUCCGUCUUCAUGCCAAAUUUGAUAAUUAUUUCUUGCAAAGACAUGAUGUGAUUAUUUUUAUGUUACCUAUUCUGUUAAUUCUUAUAUCAUUAGGAACUAAGGUUAUCUUGGUUUGUGAGAGAAUAAAAAGCUUGUGAUGAAUUUAACCCAGAAGCCUUGAUCAAGAAGGUAAACGUAUAAAGCACUGUCUAUUUCAUAUCUAAAUUUUCACAUACUUUGAGAAAGUAUUAUUUUGUUAAUUGCAUUCCUUGGUCUUGAAAAUAUAUUGCUGUAGUUGCCUUCAUUUGCAAUAUACGUUUCUUAAAAAAUAUUCCAGUAUAUGUAAAAUAUGGCAGUGGUCAUUUGUCCAUUAUCGUUUUUAUUCCGAUGUUAUACAUUCCAUUUUCAGAUGUAUAGUUUUAUUAUGAUUUGUUGUGAAAUGAUAUCGCCAACUAAUAUUUUGAACAAAACCCAAUGAAUUGCCUCCCUUGUCAUCAUGAUUGGUUCAGUACAUCAGUAACAAUAUAACACCAACUGUAAUUUGCAAUUUUCACAAUUAGUAACCAUGGUAACGUGUUUCAUCUUCGCUAGUUGGAAAGAAGACUAACAUUGAGGAAGGUUUUGUUUCGAAUUCAUCUUCUUCCCGUUAGUCCCUAAGCAUCAAAGUUUUUAAUGAUUCCACUUGUUUUUGUAAAAUAUUUUGUACACAUUUCUAUUGUUAAAGAAAAUUUAACAGUGCUGCUUUCAUUAUGAAUAGCUGUCACUAUAAUCAAGGUAUUAUGUACAUUUAAACAAACUUCAUUCCCAUUUCUUGGAAUAAAUAUAGCGGAGAUGCUGGAGUUAAGAUAAUCUUGUUAUUGUUACAGUUAGUUUUACAGCUGGUAGUUUUUAACACAUUAGUGUUUUCCUAUGUUUGUAAGUUUGAUUGUAAAUUUCAUUUACUUAAAUACGUUUCAUCACAGAAUAAUGGUUUUGAUUUUUCAGGGGAAGAUGUUUUAUCAUCCUGAUAAUGAGUGUUCACAGUUGCCAUGUUUGAUCAUUGUAACUGAGUAGUGUUAAACAAGUGUACUUAACUUGUAUAUGUUAAUAAAAUAUUGACAUGUU